UUAUGGAACAGCAAAUGGAUUCUCCCGGUCGGGUGGGCUUCUCUAUCAUUAUAGAAGGAUGCGACGACUUUAUUCUGGCUGCACGUUUGUCCAUGGUAACCUGGAAAUAACGCACAUGGAGAGUAGAGGUGAUACGACCUUUGACCUUAGUUUCCUGGAAACCAUAGAAGUGGUAACCGGAUACGUUCUAAUCCUAAACAACGAUGCUGACGUCAUUCCGCUGACAAAUUUGGUUCAGAUAAGAGGGGAAAGCCUGUUUCAGUACAAGGGAAAUCACUACGCCUUCAGUGUAAUACUAUCACAGAAUAAGGGAGGUUUACAAAUGCCUUCUUUGAAAGAAAUAAAUGGUAAUGUUAUGAUAUCACACUGGUCUGUCUGCUUUACAAACACAAUUGAAUGGGAUGUACUGGCAAAAGGUUCGGUCACACAAAUCUACGAGAGAAAACCCGACGAUUGUGAUGAAUGCGAUGCUGCAUGUACGGAUGAGGAAGGAACUCGAAGAUGUUGGGGACCCGGGCCUGACCUCUGUCAGACUGUAAACCGGAUGGAAUGUGCCUGGUUUUGCCAGAAUGGUACUUGUUUUGAGGAGGGCAUGCUGGGAUGUUGUCAUCCGGAAUGUCUCGGCUGCAAUGAUGGGUGGAUAGACACGGCGUGUGAGUACUGCCGGCACUACCGUUACCAGGGACACUGCAUCCCAAACUGCCCACCGGAGACCUUCCCCUACAUGGACCAGUGUAUCCGCUAUGAGGAUUACUACGAGGCGCAUGAUAUUAACAACACUUAAUCUGGCUUAUUAUAUGUAUACUAAAUCAAGCUAAAUAUUUGUACGCUGAUACUAAAUCAAGCUAAAUAUUUGUACGCUGAUACUAAAUCAAGCUAAAUAUUUGUACGCUGAUACUAAAUCAAGCUUAAUACCUGUUAGCUGUUAUCAGAGCAUGCUUAAUACUUGUGAACUUAUACCUUUCUAGCUACACUUAUACUGAAGCAAACUAAGUACCAACAAACUAAUACUAAAUCUAUCUAAAUAUAUGUAAACUGAUACUAAAUAGAGACUGUUAUAAGAACACUGAUACUUAAAUAUAUGUAAACUGAUAGUGACUCAAGAGAAGUAUAAGUAAACUGACCCUAAAUCAGGUUAUGUAUAUGUAAAAUGAAAGUAAAUUGAGAUAAAUAUAUGUAAACUGACAAUACAUGGAACCAAAGUUUUGUACACUUUACUGAUACACUGAAAUUAAAAAGAUGUAGGCUGAUAUCUCAUCAAGCUAACGGUGAAUAAGCAGAUACCACAUCAACUCUAUGUCUGUAACUGAUAUCCUUUGGAAGAAAAGAAUGUAUCUUAACAAAAUUAUAUCAAACUUAGUUUGAUUUAAUUUGUCUUUUGCAAGUAACGAAAUUUAUACAACAUCCGCCAUGUCUCUUUUGCGCCAGCUUAAGCUUUCGUAGCGUGUAGUCCUAUCAAGCUUAAACUCCAUAGAAUCAUUUUUCCUAAAGAAAUUUGUCUAAUGAAAUAUAUAAGACUCUAUUUGAUCAGAAGUAAUGAAACGUGUAUGACUUCUCAUGCGACCUAGC
Mercenaria mercenaria is the source of this 1569-nucleotide messenger RNA. Its product is annotated as receptor tyrosine-protein kinase erbB-4-like. The record is from RefSeq and is a predicted model, not a curated record. Lineage: Eukaryota; Metazoa; Mollusca; Bivalvia; Venerida; Veneridae. The coding region runs from base 59 to 784 and encodes 241 amino acids. The transcript is spliced from 5 exons.